AAGAUGUUUGAUCUCAGGACGAAGAUCAUGAUUGGCAUUGGAAGCAGCUUACUGGUUGCCGCGAUGGUGCUCCUAAGUGUUGUGUUCUGUCUUUACUUCAAAGUAGCUAAGGCACUAAAAGCUGCAAAGGACCCUGAUGCUGUGGCUGUAAAAAAUCACAAUCCAGACAACGUGUGUUGGGCCAAGAACAGCCAGGCCAAAGCCACCACCAUGGAGUCUUGUCCAUCUCUCCAGUGCUGUGAAGUAUGUAGAAUGCAUGCCAGUUUUGAUUCCCUGCCACCUUGCUGUUGUGAUGUAAAUGAAGGCCUCUGA
Messenger RNA from Nomascus leucogenys (northern white-cheeked gibbon), 312 nucleotides. It is a transcript of the gene FAM24A, whose product is annotated as family with sequence similarity 24 member A. The record is from RefSeq and is a predicted model, not a curated record. NCBI's taxonomy places the organism in Eukaryota, Metazoa, Chordata, Mammalia, Primates, Hylobatidae.